Molecule: messenger RNA, 2701 nt
Organism: Bactrocera oleae (olive fruit fly)
Lineage: Eukaryota; Metazoa; Arthropoda; Insecta; Diptera; Tephritidae
Source: RefSeq, a predicted model, not a curated record
CUUCAGUCUCGGUGUGUGAGGAAAGAAUUGACAAAAUCAUUUAUCGGAUUGAAAGGAGUCUUUCUGCCUUCCUAUAGGAAGAAGGAGAAUUACUCGAAAUACGGUAGUAAAGAGUCGUAGAGAGUAUAGUAAAUAGUAAAAGAUAGUGAAAUUGUAAAAAAAAUCGGCUUCUACGUAAACGACUAUUAGCUGGUGUUUAUGAAUGAAAAAUUAGCCAUUAGAUUUUUGUGUGAUCAAAUGAGUUGCAUACGUUGAAACAUCCAAAGGCAGCCGGCUAUUAUGGACUAUCCGGCUUUUAGUCAGACCAACGAAAAUACAGUGUAAAUUUCAAAAAAAGAAGAAAAAAGUUACAAGUGAUGUGAAAAUUUUCACAAAGGUAGAGAGAGGGUGGACAUAUCGUGUAAAUUGAAUGUUACAAAAGUAUUGAGUCUUUAUUUCUGGAAUGUACUUACACAUCAUUUAUAAACACAACUCCUCUAAUACAGCACCAUAAUGCUGGUCGCAACACCAGGGCAAACAGCGACGUAUUCUCUACUCGGCAGUAGUGCGCCCAAGAAGACAACAACGACAUGUCUACUUAACACAUCUGCAACACCAAAGAGCACCAUCAACAACUCAACUGCAACGACUACUAACAGCAACAAUAGCACUAACACGGCCGCCACGCUAAUGAAAACAAUCCAAGUACGACUCAAUCGUGGCACUGAAUUUUUAAAAGAUACUGUGCAAAAAGCACUUAUCAGUAAUACCACCAAUCCUAAUAAGACAUCCACCAAUACAUCAAGCAUUAGCUUUCGCACCAACAACAACAACAACAAAAUUAACAGUAUAAACUCUGUUGUUGGCACUUUAAAACAUAUUCAUGCAUCAUCAGUUGUCGCUGCAGUUCCAGCAAAACCGACUUUAGUCAGUAAGUCCACAUAUACUACAGAUUUAGCUACAGCUCCCUCAACAUCAAGUGGUGCAAUUGUGAAGACGUCAAUUGCAGCCAGCACAUCUAAAUUACUUAAGCUGAAUACCGUCCCACCCACCAAAAUACAUCGCUACCCACAAGAGCGCCAAGAAACAAGCAGCACGGACAGUAUCAACAAAGAGAUGUGCCAUUUUAAGCCAAUUUUGCCAGCACCAACAUUGCGUUGGAAAAGUGGCAGCAAGUCGCGAGGCGGUGCAACUAUAAAAAUUCCCUUAGCAUGUUUAGCGACGAAUAUUAAGAACUUGAACUGUGAUGAUUGUUCGAAGUUGGUUGCAGAUAGCAGUGAAGGAGAGCAAGAUAUAAGCGAAGACGAAGCAAUGGGGGUGGAGCAUACAAAACAUCCGUUCAAAUAUCAUCUUUUCAAGCCAAAUCCAAGUUCUACCUUAUUGAGUACGAUCAUAACUGCACCAUCGCAUCAAUCUGCAUUCGUUCGUCUGGUCGCACAAAUGAAGACUAUGGUCAAUACACAUCAAACACCGUGUGAAAAACCACACAAUAAAUUUGUUAAAAAGAAGGACCACUAUAAGACACGAUACACGACACGUCGUGGUCGUUCUACCAAUGCGGCGCUAUCUUUGAAAAUGCAACAAUUGCGCAAAUCUCCAAUUAGUUUGCCAUUGACACAACUUUUAUUACGCAGUCGUAAACCGUCAUUUGUGCAAGUUAAUAAACUAAAUUUACCCACUGAGCUGAUUAUGAAGAAAGGUCGAACAGCCACCGCAAAAGCUAAUUCCAUAACUACCAGCAAGUCAACUAAUGCGUCUAAAGACAAAAAAAGAACGACUGCUCUUUGCGUACAAGUUGGCACCAAGAAAGGCAAACGUAAUACCUCCAAAUCAAAUGUAAUUAAUAUUGUAGCGUUUGCGCAAGACAAAAACGCUACACAAAAUGUUAAGAGGAGCCUUCAAAUGAGCAAAAGUAAAGUUACUACUAAUGCUGAUGAAAGCCCUGCUGCAGAAACAAAAUACCAACAACGUAAACGGAAACAUGCUGAUGAAGUAUAUGCGGCAAAUGAAGUUGUUGGAUCGGAAGUAAAUGAAUUGAGAAAAACUAGUUCGACCGAGGCGAACGUUAUGCCACCAUUACGCAAAAGUGCUAGACUUUCAAAAGAUGGCAAUAACGAACUUUUGACAAUUGGCACUGUUAAAGGUAUUACGCUUAGGAAACGUAAUACACGUUAUACCCAACAACGUUCAGCCGAUACCUUUUCGCCGCCAAUGACACGCUCACGUCUGAAAGAACUGAUGCAAAAGCAAUGUAGUCCCUUUGUGAUGGACGGCACCUCACAGCUUAUUGCCUAGGUCAUGUAAAGUGGCAAAACAAAAACAAAAACCAACAAGAGUUUAGUAUAGAAUAUUUUUUUGUGUCUAUUGUGCAUUGUAUUUGAUUAUACUACUGCUGUGUUAAGGACUGGAGAUAUGAGUAAAGCCUAAACAGCGCAUUACUGAAACCCGAUCGCAAAGGUAUGCCAGUAAUUAAGAGCUAUUAUUGCUUAUUCAUGCGUCUAAAUUGUAAUGUAUUCAAAUGAUUGAUUUCUUUUUCUCCUUUUUUAAACGUGAUCUAAAAUGUUUUUUGCUAAAUCUGUAAAUAGGACAGUUAGCUCACUGAUCCUUACUGGGCCCCAAUGUGAUAGUGGAUAAACACUAUAAUGUACUACAAUUUGUAGUAAAAAAUUAUGCACUACUAUUUUUUAUAUUAUCUGUAAUAAAUCAAAAAUGAAUCUCUUAA